GGUGGUCAUAAUGUUAUGCCUGAUGGGUGUUUAUGCUAUACAUCAUUGGAUUUAGCUAGUUUGACAGUUACCUCUUCCAACCAGAUGUGUUAAAAUAAGGAUAACUCAAGCACUCCAGGACUUCUAUUGUGCACUUAAAGGCCUAAACAUGUGCUCAUAAUGUAUUUAGUCAUUGUUACUGGUUUUAAUCUUGUUUAAUUUAUUGGACAUUGCUUGACCAGCACACCCACAGUCAAAGAAAUGUGAGAGUGGAAAAGUCAAGCUAAUCACACAUCUAUAUCAAAGUGACCAGUCAGGAAGCAUGUGAUCAGUUUGCAUGUCUCUCAUUGGUGAGCUGUCGGAACAACAAGAUUAACCGCUAUGCUGUGAGACGUAAUCGAAAAUAGAAAUGUUCCACUGACGUGGACCAAUCAGACCUCGACACAGACAUCCACCUCAAACACCCUCACCAUCAUCAGCCCCCCAGCACCAGUCUCUGAGAUGGAGAGAUCAAGAGCUGUUCUCAUCACCGUCAUGUGUGUUUUGAUCUCCAGCAUAUGUGGAAUAUUAGUGGAGAUGAGAAUCAAACCAGGAGACGAUGUCACCAUCUACUGCGACUGCACUCGGCAGGGUGGAUUUAAUAUAGUGUGGUUGAUCAAACCCUUACAGGAGCAUCAACCUCCUCUCAUUAAUGUUACUGAAGACUCUAUAUUUCCACGUUACUCUCGUGUUUGGAACAACUCCAAGGGAACAUAUGAUCUGCUGGUGAAGAGCAUCACUGAAUCAGAGCUGGGCCUGUACUACUGUACUCUACAUGAGAUCAAGUUUUCUCGAAAUAAAAAUGGAGAAAUACUAAAAGAGGAUGUUUAUCAUGAUGGAAACAGAACCACUUUCCUCUCUUUCCAGGUUAUUUCAGACACGACGGUUCCUUGUGCCAAUCUCACCCAAACCACCUCCACUCCUCCUGUAUCAGACUGUAGUGUCUGCUGGAAGCUGCUGGUCAGUGUGUGUCCUGCGUGUGUUCUCCUCUCCUCAGUUGUCUCCUCCACCUGUGUGUACUGCAUCUGCCGCAACAGAACUAAAGCUGAUCGUAGAGCAGACCAACGAGGGAAUAUGAAAAUGAGAAAACAUAAUCAGGUUGGAGGUGAUGAUGUUUGCUAUGCUUCACUGGACGUCCCGAGUGGUGGAAAGAAACAGCUGAAGAAGAGGACAGCUGAAAGAUCUGAUUUGUGCACAUAUUCUGAGGUUAAAGCUGAGAAAAUGUAGAACUUCUGAGGAGUACGCUGGACGAUCAAGAGGUCAAAGAAUGAAGGUACCUCAGUCAGCAGUGUUGGAGCUGAUUCAGUUUCAGUGAGAUCAGGGAGUCAGAUUGUUUUGAAUUUCUCUAAGGUUAAUUCUUGAAGAUCUGCCUGAACUGACUUUGAUUUAUUUGAUGACAUCUCAACUUAGUUGCACUGCAUUAAGUAACUUUACUGUUUCAAAUAAUUAUCAAUAUAUGUAUCAUAAUGGUAUCAGGGAAAACCCUUAUUGGCUCCCUCAGUGAUCUCAUCCUGUGUUGUGUUUUUGGUGUGUUCCUUUGUCUUUUCUCUUAAUUACCGGCUUUUUUAAUGUUCUUGCUUUUUAGAAAAUGACUAUUGUAAAUAUUGAGCGAUAGCCAUGUCUUUCCAGGGUAUUAUAAAUGUAUUUUAGACAAAGACAAACAGCUUAUUAUUUACUUUUUGACUUCACAUGCUGAUUAUGACUUUAAGAGAGAACGUUCUCCCAUUCUACUGAAAUUCAAUAAAGUU
Molecule: messenger RNA, 1766 nt
Organism: Colossoma macropomum (tambaqui)
Lineage: Eukaryota; Metazoa; Chordata; Actinopteri; Characiformes; Serrasalmidae
Exons: 5
Coding region: 481-1245 (254 amino acids)
Source: RefSeq, a predicted model, not a curated record